CAAUGCCACCUUCCUAUACAAUGAUUCAAUGGGCUGUCUUGGAGGAAACUGAAGCCAAAGAUUAGAGGAUUUUAGACACACAUGGGAGAAUUCAUACUGUUUAUCCUUUUAUUCAUCUUUUAAGAAAAAAAUAUCCAUUUACUUAGUCAGAAUUGGGGGGGUGAAGGUAAUCCAUCAAAUCAAACCAUGGACACCUCUGGUCACUUUCAUGAUUCAGGGGUUGGAGACAUGGAGGAUGAAAUUAAGUGCCAGUGUCCCCUGUCUGGGGACGAACAUCAUCAACAGCAGCCACAGCAUCCUUAGCAGCUGCAGAGCCAGACAUUUCACCACAGCCUGUUGCACUCCUCUCCAACUGCUUUCAGAGCACACUCCUUCAUCCAAUUCCACGGCUCUCACCCUUCCUCCAGACAGGGCAGCCAGCUCAAUUUAAAUGACCACUUGGUUGGACAUUCUCCAAGUUCGGCGUCUACAAGUGGGGCUGGAGGAGGAUGCAAGCACAGACAAGCAAGUCCUCUUGUCCACAGGAGGGACAGCAACCAGUUCACGAUGAUAGCCAAGUCUUGUAAAUAUACAGGCGGGGUGAUGAAGCCCUCAGCCGAUUAAGUGCCUCAAGAAGGAACCCUUAUAGAGUCUGAGCCAGAGAGCCAACCUCUCCAGAUCUUCAACUCCAGCAACCCACCUGAGAUAGUUAUUUCGUCAAAUGAGCACCACUCCAACCAAACCCUGCAUCACCACCCCAACACCAACCACCAACACUCAGGGCACAUAACAGCACUAACAACCCCAAAGGCCAACAAGAGAAAAAAUCAAAAUAUUGGAUACAAGCUGGGGCACAGAAGAGCACUUUUUGAGAAAAGGAAGAGGCUAAGUGACUAUGCCCUCAUUUUUGGAAUGUUUGGAAUAGUUGUUAUGGUGAUAGAGACAGAAUCUGUCAGGGGUUUGUACGCAAAGGAUUCCAUGUUUUCUUUGGCCCUGAAAUGCCUUAUAAGUUUAUCCUCCAUAAUCCUUCUGGGGCUGAUCAUCGCAUACCAUGCGCGUGAGGUGCAGCUCUUUGUAAUAGAUAAUGGAGCAGAUGACUGGAGGAUUGCAAUGACAUAUGAACGCAUCUUCUAUAUCAGCCUGGAGUUGCUGAUUUGUGCCAUCCACCCCAUCCCUGGAGAGUACAAGUUCUUCUGGAACGCUCGACUGGCCUUCUCCUACACACCUUCCCAAGCGGAGGCUGAUGUGGACAUCAUUCUCUCCAUCCCCAUGUUCCUGAGGCUCUACUUGAUUGCCCGGGUUAUGCUUUUGCACAGCAAGCUUUUCACGGACGCUUCAUCUCGCAGUAUUGGAGCACUAAAUAAGAUAAACUUUAACACACGAUUUGUGAUGAAAACUUUAAUGACAAUCUGUCCUGGAACGGUGCUUCUGGUCUUCAGCAUAUCUCUGUGGAUUAUUGCAGCCUGGACAGUCAGAGUGUGUGAAAGAUACCAUGACCAACAGGAUGUGACCAGUAACUUCUUAGGAGCCAUGUGGCUCAUCUCCAUUACCUUCCUCUCCAUAGGAUAUGGGGACAUGGUACCAAACACAUAUUGUGGGAAAGGUGUUUGCUUGCUCACUGGCAUCAUGGGAGCAGGAUGCACUGCCUUAGUUGUUGCUGUGGUUGCUAGAAAGCUGGAACUCACCAAGGCGGAGAAACACGUUCACAACUUUAUGAUGGACACGCAGUUAACCAAAAGGAUAAAGAAUGCAGCAGCCAAUGUCCUGAGAGAAACGUGGCUCAUUUAUAAGCACACAAAACUUCUGAAGAAGAUCGAUCAUGCCAAAGUCAGGAAGCACCAGAGGAAGUUUCUCCAAGCCAUUCACCAACUAAGAAGUGUGAAGAUGGAGCAGAGGAAGCUCAGUGAUCAGGCCAACACUCUUGUGGACCUCUCCAAGAUGCAGAACGUCAUGUAUGACCUCAUUACUGAGCUCAAUGAUCGGAGUGAGGAUUUGGAAAAGCAGAUCAGCAGCCUUGAGACCAAGCUUGAUCAGAUCAACUCCACUUUUAACACUCUUCCAGUUCUCAUUGUGGACGCCCUACGGCAGCAACAACAGCAUCUCCUGUCUGUGGUGCUUGAGUCUCGAGGAAUCGGAGUUGCGAUGGGCACACCUCAGACCCCUUUAUCUGAUAGUCCCAUGGGCAUCAGCUCAGCGUCUUUUCCGACACCGCACACCAGUUCGAGCAGCUGCUGAGUGGGCAUCACAAAGAGCCUAGGCUUUUAAUGCCUAAACUGUGUCUCUCUCACUAGAAAUAUAUAGGAGGGUGCCAGCUAUCCGAAGAGACUUUUGGCUUCCUAAACAUCAUGUAAUCUCAGCUAACUCAUGAUGCACCUCAUUGUGAGGAUGGCCGUCAGCUCUCAUUGAGAACGAAUAGAUGAACAGCUGCAAGAAAGACAGGGAAUUUUUCCUGUCCAACAUUCACUGCCAGUGUGGCCUGCGAUAUAUAGAGAAAUAUAUAAGGAGUACAGAUACUACUGCCAAUUUCCUCCCUGCUCUUACCCCUUGUAGUUUCCACUCUAAAAAUUCUGACCUCUGAGACCAAGCACUUUAAAGGUAGUUUCUACCAACACUGGUUGGUUAGUGUGUUGGGUUCCCUCCCCCCCCCCCCCCCGCCAAACUUCGGUUUGUUUCUUAUUCCUUAAGACUUCUAUAUGAUUUUUAAGUAGUGCCUGUAAUUAGGAAGUCAUUAAGGAGCUUCUAGCAGUAAGAGCAGGGUGGUCCUGCACUUUGGGGAAAAGGGAAGUUGGAAAACCAAAAAGAGCUUUAAUGUGCGGGGAUAGCGUGCAGGAUGUUGUUUACUUACUGCGAAGCAAUGUGCAAACCACUGUGUAACUGUAGCCUUCAGCUGCAGUAUCUGGAAUUUAAAAUCCGCUUGAAAUAGCGACUUAUACAUGGGGUAGACAUCAGUAUUCUAGCACUCCCUCUAUCCCAGAGACUAAAAUCCCCACCUACACAAUAGCUGGAUCUAUGCUUCAAACAAUCACAAUUUAAAGCUUCUUCUCCUGUUAAAACGCCUGCAAUAAACAAGCACAAAAUAUAGCAGGAAUGAGUAUAACUGCACAAUGCCGUAUUGUUAAAUACAAUUAGAACAAACCUGUAUUGGAAAAUGAAGUUGCACACCAGAAUCACUUAAUUGUUCCUAAGAUUGAAUAAUUAUAAUGUAAAUUAUAGUACAGCAUUAUAUUGUAGUUCACAAGUGUCAUUGGGCAUCGAUUAUCACUGAGAUAUUAGAUUCAUUAGGCUGAAAGGAUUUUUCUUCAUUAGAAAAAUAUUUCAUUUAAAGGGAUAUAAAAAAUCCUACAUUUUUCUUUCAUGAUUCAGGUAGAGCAUACAAUUCUCCCAUUUACUUCUAUUAUCUAAUUUUCUUUGUUGAAAAGUAUACCUAGGUAGGCUCAGGAGACGGGAGCUAGCUGCUGGCUGGUGGCUGCCUCUUCUCGCUAGCUUACUGAUGUGUUCAGCUAACUCCCGGUAGCGCAUUGCUGCUCCUUCAAUAAAGGAUACCAAGAGAAUAAAGCAAAAUUGAUAACAGAAGUAAAAUAAAAAAGUUGUUGAAAUGUGUAAGCUUUAUCUGAAAAGAAAAAUGUGGGGUUUCAUGUCCCUUUAAGUAUUUAAAGCGUGGAGUCACUAUCAGUGAUGUGCUAUGUGUAAGUGGCACAGGUUUAUGUUUCAAUGAGCCAUGAUUAAAAACAACUAAAUUCUAGCAUUGUGAUGGCUUAAAGGGACAGUCAACACCAGAAUGUUUGUUGUUUUAAAAGAUAGAUAAUCCCUUAAUUACCAAUUCCCCAGUUUUGCAUAAACAACACAGUUAUAAUUAUACUUGUUUUACCUCUGUAAUUACCUUGUAUCUAAGCCUCAGCAGACUGCCCCCCUUCUGUUCUUUUGACAGACUUGCAUUUUAGCCAAUCAGAGCUGUCUCCAUGGUAAAUUCACGUGCAUUAGCUCAAUGUUAUCUAUAUGAAACACGUGAACUAAUGCCCUCUAGUGGUGAAAAACUAUCAAAAUGCAUUUAGAUUAAAGGCGGCCUUCAAGGUCUAAGAAAUUAGCAUAUGAACCUCCUAGGUUUAGCUUUCAACUAAGAAUACCAAGAGAACAAAGCAAAAUUGGUGAUAAAAGUAAAUUGGAAAGUUGUUUAAAAUUAUAUGCCCUAUUUGAAACAUGAAAGUUUUUUUUGGACUUGACUGUCCCUUUAAGAAUGUAGCUCCUCCUGCAUCUCUCUGUAUUGAUAUGUUAAGUUUUUUUCCUUAUUUUAUAAAAUGUUCCAUCAAGAAUAAUUGGUAAUCAUGUCCAUUUAAAGGGAUACUGCCAUACACAAGCAUAAUCCAGUGGGGUAUUUACAGUGCUAGCUUUUCUACUUGCUAUAUUCUAUAAACAUAUUUAUUAUGUGUCUGCUGCUGUCUGUACCUUUACAGCCCAGAAAUAUUGUAGUUUUUGCUUACUGCAAAGUUUUGCUGUUUUCUAACACAGGCAAUAUAAUCACAGCCUACAUUUUGCCAACAAUUAUUGAAUUAAAAAUGUGUUUUAUUUAUAAAAAAAAAAAUUGAAGUUGUAAUAAAAAGAUUCAUAAAAUUAUUUUCCAAGCUAAAAAUAAACAUUUAUAUUUUAGGCAAUAAACGUCAUGUCGGUUUUGUUAAAUGCUUAAAAUAUAAAAAAUGAGAUCCUAUGUUUUUUAGAUGAUAUUUAAUGGUCAGUCUAAAACUAUGUAUUGGAGAGUUCUUUAGUGCUCUCAUGCUAACAAAACAAACAGCUUUGGCCUUUUAUAAACUCGGGGAUAGGCACUGUUUACCUGCCCCGAGUGUGGAUAUAAUGUGAUCAGUGAGUAUCCACCAAUCAGCAGCGCACUAGGUUCUGAGAUCAGCACUCAGAAUGUGUAUAAUGCGCUCAUUGUGGGGUCUGUAUUUGAUCCUGGAAAUUGCUUAGAAAGUUAUGUAUUUUUUAAACUUUUUACAAAUGAGUCAGAAAUACUUGUGUGCUCUGCUUCUGGAAUACAUACUACAGCCGCGCUCACCACAUUUAAAUUCUGGUGGUAGUACCCAUUUAAAAAUGCAUUGCAAGAGCAAGUCAGUUAUACUCAGAAAUGCAAUAUAAUGCAGCAUGUUUAUUUGCAGGGGUUAUCAAUGUAAGAAAUCUACUUUGAGAUGGAGCAAGUAACAGGGCAAGACCAUUACUGUGAGUAUAGGCAGACCUAGGGAUACUCUGCCUCUUGUCCCUUUGUAUGAGGAGGACUAUGACAGUGACACAAAUCUGCACACAUACUAAUAUUAGCGGCAUCUUUUUAUUCAUGGGUGUGUGUUGCCAUAUUAUAUAAAGCGUUACUUUCUUGGUUGUGUUACCACAAGAUAUCGAAUUUACAUUUAAACAUCUGGCUAUAUUGUUUACUGUAAAUCCUCUGCUAGCUGUUUCCACAGGGAGAAAACAUCUAAAAUUUAGACAUAUUUAUUCUGCCCUGUGACAUUUAAUAGUUUGUCAAUCUGUAACAGGGACCAGUAAUACGCUGCGCUGUCAAUAAAAAAAAAAAAAAUCACUUGGUGUAAAUGUAGUGUAGGUUGAAAUUUAAACCAGUGCUUGUCUUGUGCCUUAAUUAUCAUUUUAAUAUAGGCAAAACAACAAGACUAUAAAAAAAGCAUUUUCUUAAUAUACAUUAAAAGGUGGCGAGGCGUGGAUUCUACCACAGUCAGUGUUAUCUCAGAAAACUGUGUAGCUUUUCCACUUUCCUUUUGAAAUAAGUCUGGUUCAGAAAACAUUAUUGAAACCCCACCACUUUCCUAUUAAUUAUUUACUUUUCCAAUGAAUAAAACAUAUAUUUAUACUGAGCUUAUUACACAUCAACGGUCCUAAUUUAGUAACUUGUAUUAUCCUCCAACAAAACUCAAGCCACCAAAAGGUUUGUCAUCUUAAUAUAACUAUAGGCUUUCAUUGUAGCGUAGAUACACCACAUUAAGGUCUAGAUGACAAGCUCAAAAAUAUUAGCACUAUUGUGUGUUAACAUCUCUUUUGCCCUCAUUUUACAAGCCCAGUUUUCAUUUUUAUCACUUGAGUUACAGUUUAGGGUGCGUCAACAUCUGCAUGCCAGAGAGUAUGAAUGCACUAAAUCCUUUACAUUAUAGACUUCCAUGGGGUCGUGCAGUAAAAUACAUGUCGGAUAUUACUUGAGCGCUAAGCCAAUGGUGUAAAGGUGGUGGAAUACUCCAUGUAGUUCUGUGCCAAACUAUUAAUAAUAAUGGUUUAGUUCAGGUCUUACAAAGCGGUAACUUACAGUAGUAUUUUGGAUUGCACUGGAGAGCAAAAUGUAUCUCACCACUUGUAAUACGAGAGCAAUCAGUGCACUAAUAGUGCUCCAUUCGCUAUUUAUUAAGACUAUAGGGUGCGCUAAAAAAGGUUUUGGCCGUGUUAAGUUGCUUUUCUUAAAAUAUUUAACCAUCGUAUUGCGUUAUUCUUUGUGUGAGGUCUUACAAAAGACAACAAACCUGGAACUAUUGAUUAUGUUCCAUUUUUAAUCUAGCCCUAAAUUAGAUAUUUUAACUUGUUUGAACAUUUAUAAUAUUUAGUUAUUCUUCUAGUGUGACCCAGAGUGAAUGAUUACACAGAGAAAAGGUACUGUUGCCUCAUACACCUCUAAAAAAAAGGCCCUUUUAGUUUGUAUGACUGGUGAGGCUUGGUCUUGCCAAAUAAACUGGAGCUUAGUGUGUCUGUCUUCUUAUUAAACUCAUAACUAAAAAUGUCUCGUAACAAUAAAAAAGGCAUAUGACAAAUGGGUUCAGACUUCAACCAUAGCUACAUGUACAUCAGGUGGAAAAUGUUUUAACUUUGUUUAGAAACAUUAUGGUGUGAACAUGUGGUAUUUGCCUCACAGACGAAUGUAGAAAGUCCUGGGCUCUCUCCGUACAUGUGCCCAACUAGUUAUGCGUCUACAGCAAUUCAUUACAAUCCAUCCUCUUUUAUUUUAUUAAAUAUGUAUCUUCCUUGGACAUAUUUUUUUAUAUUUUAUAAGAGAUAUCCUAACCAAGCGAGCUAUUUUAUACUCUUUCUAUAUAGACAAAACGCUGUUGUUGUGCCCCUGUCUCAUUCAGGGGCAUUCACUCCUAUCCAUGGUAAAAAAAAGAAUAUAUAAUAAAUUUGCAAUUAAAUAUAUAUAA
Messenger RNA from Bombina bombina (fire-bellied toad), 7154 nucleotides. It is a transcript of the gene KCNN3, whose product is annotated as potassium calcium-activated channel subfamily N member 3. Gene Ontology annotation, molecular function: small conductance calcium-activated potassium channel activity; calmodulin binding. Lineage: Eukaryota; Metazoa; Chordata; Amphibia; Anura; Bombinatoridae. Gene Ontology annotation, biological process: potassium ion transmembrane transport. Gene Ontology annotation, cellular component: neuronal cell body; plasma membrane; neuron projection. The record is from RefSeq and is a predicted model, not a curated record.